AGUUCGGGAGACCCUGAGUGUACGACUGAGUGUGUGAGAAAGACUCUGUGUGUGUGUGUGUGUGUGUGUGUGUGUGUGUGAGAGAGAGAGAGAGAGAGAGAGAGAGAUAGACAGAGACCCCUAGGGUCUGGUGUUGGCUUUGUGAGUGUGCGAGACCCUGAGGUAGGGUCUUUUAAGUGAGAAAAACCACGGGUGUGAGAGAGCCUUCGUGGGUGUGUGAGGGAGAGAUCGUGAGGGUGAGAGACUAGGAAUAAGUUGUUCCGAGAGAGAGAGAGAGAGACGCCGAUUGUGAGAAACAACCUGUGCUGUGAGACACGCUCGUGUCAUAACUGUCAGGAGAUAUUUGUGAAACAUUUUGAAAAUUCUCCACUGAGCGCUAAGCCAACAGCCUGGUCAUCAUGUUGUGUAAUGAGAUAGACUGGCCACAACAGAUAAAUGGAAUUUGCACUUGCUGUAGAGACUUCAUUUUCUUCUCAGUAGUUUACCUGAUGAAUCAGUUUAUAAAAGUGUGAUUUUUGUGACAGGCUAUUGCUAAAUUGCUGAGGCUGGCUUUGAACUUGCAGUCCUUCUGCCUCAGCCUCCCAAGUGACUGGAAUUACAGGCAUGUGCCAACAUACCUAAAUGCAUUUUAUCUGGGCUUAACACUGUUAUUUCAAGAUUGGACCUUAUCAGGCUAGUGUAAACACAGUUGUGCGGGAACCAUUUGUCAUGGAAGCCAGAGAGAUUGUGAACCCCGUACCCAGCUACCAUCUCAUCCCUGAGGCCAGCCAGCCCAGGGUGGAAGAAGAUGUCAGCUUGCCACCUCAAGUUCCCUCAGAAGCCAUGCAGCUGAAGAAGGAGAUCUCUCUGCUGAAUGGGGUCAGCCUGGUGGUGGGCAACAUGAUUGGCUCAGGGAUCUUCGUCUCACCCAAGGGGGUGCUGGUAUACACUGCCUCCUAUGGGUUGUCACUGGUCGUGUGGGCCAUUGGUGGGCUCUUCUCUGUUGUGGGCGCCCUUUGCUAUGCAGAACUGGGGACCACUAUCACCAAGUCAGGGGCCAGCUAUGCUUAUAUUCUAGAGGCCUUUGGGGGCUUUAUUGCCUUCAUUCGCCUAUGGGCCUCACUGCUAAUCAUUGAGCCCACCAGUCAGGCCAUCAUCGCCAUCACCUUCGCCAACUACAUCAUCCAGCCCUCCUUCCCCACCUGUGAUCCCCCGUACCUGGCCUGCCGUCUUCUUGCUGCUGCUUGCAUAUGUCUGCUGACAUUUGUGAACUGUGCCUAUGUCAAGUGGGGCACACGAGUACAGGACACGUUCACUUACGCCAAGGUCCUAGCCCUCAUUGCCAUCAUUGUCAUGGGCAUUGUUAAACUGUGCCAGGGACGCUCUGAGCACUUUCAGGAUGCCUUUCAGGGUUCCUCCUGGGACAUGGGAAACCUCUCUCUUGCCCUCUACUCUGCCCUCUUCUCUUACUCAGGUUGGGACACCCUUAAUUUUGUAACAGAAGAAAUCAAAAACCCAGAAAGAAAUUUGCCCUUGGCCAUUGGGAUUUCUAUGCCAAUUGUGACGUUUAUCUACAUCCUGACCAACGUGGCCUAUUACACAGUGCUGAACAUUUCGGAUGUCCUUAACAGUGAUGCAGUGGCUGUGACAUUUGCUGACCAGACAUUUGACAUGUUCAGCUGGACCAUCCCUAUUGCUGUUGCCCUGUCCUGCUUUGGGGGCCUCAAUGCAUCUAUCUUUGCUUCAUCAAGGUUGUUCUUCGUGGGCUCACGUGAGGGCCACCUCCCAGAUCUUCUGUCUAUGAUUCACAUUGAGCGUUUUACACCCAUCCCAGCUUUGUUGUUCAAUUGUACCAUGACACUCAUCUACCUCACCGUGGAGGAUGUUUUCCUGCUCAUCAAUUACUUCAGCUUCAGCUACUGGUUCUUUGUGGGUCUGUCUGUUGUUGGACAGCUCUACCUUCGCUGGAAGGAGCCCGAUCGGCCCCGGCCACUCAAGCUGAGCCUAUUUUUUCCCAUCGUGUUCUGCAUAUGCUCCUUGUUUCUGGUGAUUGUGCCUCUCUUCAGUGACACCAUCAAUUCUCUCAUUGGCAUUGGGAUUGCCCUCUCCGGGGUCCCUGUCUACUUCGUGGGUGUUUACCUUCCAGAAUCCCGGAGGCCUCUCUUUCUUCGGAAUGUUCUGGCUACCAUCACCAGAAUCACCCAGCAACUUUGCUUUUGCGUCCUGACUGAGCUAGAUGUAACUGAAGAGAAAAAGGUUGAGAGGAAAACUGACUAGAGGCUAGAGGUGACAUUCCCUGAGGCCUGGAAAGCUGGCCACCUGUGGCCAUAACCACCAAAGUCCAGAUAACAAGACUAUGUGGGCCUAGCCCUCCUGAAUUAAAGGAGCCUAUUGAGCCACAUUCUGUAAGGGGACUCAGGGCCAGUGCUCACUCAUUGGUAAGCUAUGGGAGGAGACUCAGGGUUGGGGUACCUGAAGGUGGGGACCUCAGGGUAGAGUGGGGGGGGUUGGGGAACAGGGGAAUGGUUGUUUAGUUUUCCAGGGUGAGUAGGUGCACCCCUGACAUACUGGGUAAGUUGCUGCAGAGGAGAGGAAGUGCUAGAUUGAUGGCUCUGAUUGUGGUUCACAGCAUGUGAAGUUUGAACCAAAAGUCUCUAAAGUGAGGAUACUUUAUGGGAGCUUUCCUCUGACCAGGUGCAACCUCCUGAUGUUAGAGGCUCAAAAUGCUACUAUUUCUUCCUCUGGCUCAGAAUUCUUCCCUGGGGAGAGGGUUAUAUUCCUUGUUUGUUUGGGGGGAGGCACAAACAGCAAGCUUUAUUUAACUGAUGUGGGAAUGUGUCUCCCCUUUCCUGAAUUCCACAAGAGAAAUACCAUUCUGUGUAAUGGAACUUCACACUCAAACAAUAAGCUUGACAGGAGGAAGGCUGUUCAUGGUCUCAACAGUGGCCACUGAAGUUCCAUAUUGUCAAGGUUGACUUCUCAUUUGUGUCCAUGUGCUUGGGGAGCCACAGGAUUUUGCUGUAUACAGAUUAGCCUUCUUUUGAAGGAGGUCCUGCCUGUCUGACUGAAUUUCCCUGGAACACAUUUGCACUUAUGGUCAAAAUCCUUAAGAAAAGAGGCAAGCUUCUGGCUCUGAAUUGAGUUGAUUUUGGCCACCUGCCUACCUGUACCUUCCUAGCUGGAACCAUGAUGCUUUGGCAGAGGCUGCAGUCCCAAAACAAGGGCUGGGGAAGACCUCCCUGUUCCAGCUAACGGGGAGUAGCUCUGUGGCUAACUGGACACUGCCACUGCUACCACCAAAUUCAAAUUCCAGUAUUCCUUUACUAAUUGAUAUUUAACCUGGAACACCAAUUCUAGCAAAAGAAUGUUCAUCCAUGUAUAGGAAAUAAUAGUCUGUGUUUAAAAAUUCAAAAUACCCCAAACUGAGUCUCUCUGCCCUGAGAUGUCUCAAUGUGGUGGUAAAUCAGAUUCUAAUAAUAGAUUUUAUGUUCACUUUCACACAAUCUUCAGUUGAGUCUUACCUGCAAAAGUGAACUUUAAGGAUUUUUAAAAUCAUGGACAUAUACUUUAGUUUAUAGAUAGGUCUUGUGUUACUAGCAACUGGCUCAGGUCUGACAAGUAGAUAUGAACAAAUUUAUGAGUCAGAAAUCUGGUAAUACUAGUAUUUUUGAGGAUAAUCUUUAUUUUAUUGAAACCUUAGGUCAUUGUUCUAGUUGAUACAGUUAAUCUCUGGGUUUCUGGUAUGAAGUUUAAGAGGGCUGAAAUGUUCUGGAAUUCAGGAGGGUCACCUGAAUUCUAUCCACUAUCAGUAAUUUGGGGGAACAUCUUAUGGACCCAAGUCAUCAAAUAACUUGUUCCUUUCUGAAAGGGCCAGUGUGAGGGACUGCUGUGCAGACCCAAGCAAGCCCACUCUGGUGCUGAAAGAGUCAUUUUCUUUUUCUGAAAACCUCACACCAGGCUGCAUCCUGGGUUCUGUUAUUGGCACCAGGCUUUGUUUACACUCCAAGCUGCCUCAGGGUGGGUCACAGGGAUAGUGCACUCCUUUCCUGCCUACCUUCCCUUGCCCCUGAGGCCUUGCAGGCCUGCAGUAUCAGGAAGCACUUGGUACUUGUGGGACUUCUAUUUUUUUUCCUGUGGAGAUCAGUGAAGAUUCUAGGGGAAAAGCUGCUUCAACCUCAAUCUGGCACCUCAGCUAACUUUCAAGAAUGGAAAGCAACUAACUUUGGUGCUUAAGCUGGGCCACCAGGUCAGUCCAGAGCAGCAGGUUUGGCCUAAUGGGAUCUUCCUUCAUGGCUGCAUUGGAUUAUACAACUGUUCUGGGAUGCCCCCAGAUACUGUCAUCUUAGACCCAGAAGAACUUGUUGAUCUGGCACAUCCCAUGGACAUGUUGUCCUUAGAUUUUGGAAUUGGUCGACAAUGAAGACAAGAACUGUGGGGCAAUCUUUCCUUCUGAUCAUUCUUCACCAAACUGAUCCCAGUUGCAGACAAGGUAAUUACCUUGGACAUAUACUUGCUUAAUAAAGUUUUAGGGGAGCAUGAGAAGUU
Ictidomys tridecemlineatus (thirteen-lined ground squirrel) is the source of this 4524-nucleotide messenger RNA. Lineage: Eukaryota; Metazoa; Chordata; Mammalia; Rodentia; Sciuridae. The record is from RefSeq and is a predicted model, not a curated record.